Messenger RNA from Paraglomus brasilianum, 348 nucleotides. The record is from the annotation of a GenBank genome assembly. Lineage: Eukaryota; Fungi; Glomeromycota; Glomeromycetes; Paraglomerales; Paraglomeraceae.
AUGCCAAGAGAUAAAGAAUUUGAAAAGGCUCUCCAAGAAGCCGAAGACCCUAAAAAUAUCGGAAAGGGCUCUUGGGCUUUGCCCCGCAAUGCCACCCCCGCCGAAAAAACUAAAUACGAACUCUGUGAAAAGAUUUUAGGUUAUCAAGAAGACCAUAAUUUAAGUGAUGAGACUAUGGCUCGUAAAAUCCAUUUAACUAUUGCCGAAACCGAGGACAUUCUUUUUUGUCGGAUUAGUAAAUUUACUUUGGACUACUUAAUGAAUGUAGCGAGUAAAUUAUUUGCUCCAGCCGAAAUAAAGGUGAUUGUGGGGAACGAAAAAGAUAGUUUACAUGCCCGCACUGUUUAG